This is a messenger RNA of Closterium sp. Naga37s-1, 1800 nucleotides long. Lineage: Eukaryota; Viridiplantae; Streptophyta; Zygnematophyceae; Desmidiales; Closteriaceae. The record is from the annotation of a GenBank genome assembly.
AUGCCUCAUGGACUCAUGCCUCAUGGACUCAUGCCUCAUGAACACAUGCCUCAUGGACUCAUGCCUCAUGGACUCAUGCCUCAUGGACUCAUGCCUCAUGGACUCAUGCCUCAUGGACCCAUGCCUCAUGGACUCAUGCCUCAUGGACACAUGCCUCAUGAUUCCAUGCCUCAUGGACCCAUGCCUCAUGGACACAUGCCUCAAGAUUCCAUGCCUCAUGGACCCAUGCCUCAUGGACACAUGCCUCAUGGACUCAUGCCUCAUGGACCCAUUCCUCAUGGACUCAUGCCUCAUGGACACAUGCCUCAUGGACACAUGCCUCAUGGACACAUGCCUCAUGGACUCAUGCCUCAUGGACCCAUGACUCAUGGACCCAUGCCUCAUGGACUCAUGCCUCACGGACUCAUGGCUGACGGACUCAUACCCAUGGACUCAUGCCUCAUGGACUCAUGCCUCAUGGACUCAUGCCUCAUGGACUCAUGCCUCAUGGAUCCAUGCCUCAUGAACACAUGCCUCAUGGACCCAUGCCUCAUGGACACAUGCCUCAUGGACCCAUGCUUCAUCAAUCUGAUCUCAUCGGAGGCGAAUGAGAUCUGCAUCAAGGAGGACAAGCGCACCAUCGCCCCCGAGCACGUGCUGCUGGCGCUGGAGGUGAGAGGGGGGGCGAUUGGUCCCCCCUCUUGUGUUGCCUGUCACCCCCUCGCUUGCUCGUGCGCGUGCAUGCAGUCGCUGGGCUUCAGCAGCUAUCUGGCGGAGGUGCAGGCAGCAUACGACCAGCACAAGUCUGAAACACUGGUGACCCACGCACGCCCUCUCGCCCCUCCACACACUCCCCUCCUCUCGGCCGUGUUCCAUGGUGCAACCCACUAUUCAUCCCAUCGCCUCCACUUCCUCCAUUGCCUGCAUGGCCUCUUCUGGGGUCACUCUGCAGGCUGGGGUGGUGGAGCAGCAGCAAGCCAUUCGUGGGACAUACAUGAGUCACCACGGGAGCUGGGGCGGUCGAGCAGCAGCAAGGCAUCGGGUGUCAAAUCCCGGCCCCUCCCACUGUCACGCCCUCCCCCUGCCCGUCGCACCCUCCCCCUGCCCGUCGCGCCCCCCCCCUGCCCGUCGCGCCCUCCCCCUGCCCGUCGCGUCGCCUCCCCUCCCCUUCCCCUGCCCGUCGUGUCGCCUCCUCUCCCCCUGCCCGUCGCGUCGCCUCCCCUCCUCCUGCCCGUCGCGUUCGCCUCCCCUCCUCCUGCCCGUCGCGUCGCCUCCCUUCCCCCUGCCCCGUCGCGUCGCCUCCCCUCCUCCUGCCCGUCGCGUUCGCCUCCCCUUCCCCUGCCCGUCGCGUCGCCUCCCCUCCCCCUGCCCGUCGCGUCGCCUCCCCUCCUCCUGCCCGUCGCGUUCGCCUCCCCUUCCCCUGCCCGUCGCGUCGCCUCCCUUCCCCCUACCCAUCGCGUCGCCCUCCCCUCCCAAUGCCGUCGCCCUCCCCUGCCCGUCGCGUCAACCUCCCCUCCCCGCCCCUUUCCUACCGUCGCGCCCUCCUCCCUGCCCCUUCUCACCGCCGCGCCCUCCUCCCCACCCCUUCCUACCGUCACGCACCCUCCUCCCCGCCCUCUCCUACCGUCGUGCGCCCUCCCCCCGAGCCCACCGUGCCCUCGCCCUCACCUAGGCUCGCGCCUCCGCGUUAGCCCGUUCCCACCCGCAAUUGGCACGCGCCCGAACCCCACUACCGCCCUGCGCGCGGGGCCCUGGACAACUCUUUUGCCACUGGUCUCGCCCUCAGCGGCUGGCAGCCGCUUUCUUUCGUCGGCCACCUAG